Messenger RNA from Ilex paraguariensis (yerba mate), 751 nucleotides. The record is from the annotation of a GenBank genome assembly. NCBI's taxonomy places the organism in Eukaryota, Viridiplantae, Streptophyta, Magnoliopsida, Aquifoliales, Aquifoliaceae.
CUCUCUCGCGAUUGUCUAUGGUACGUCUCUCUCUCUCUCCCUAUCUGUAUGUCUGUAUAUUUAUGUAUUUUAUGUAUCCCGUCUGUGGCUAUGUUUUCUUCUUGCUCAAAAGGUAUGGUAAAUGGUGAGAGACUAUUUGACAUCUUGUAAUCGGUGUUUUGGAAAGCCAUAUAUCAGGGACGAGAACUUUUGAUGUACCUAGCAAAUUUUAUUUCCUUUUUUGUAAUCUUUUCCUUGCUCCAAUCCACCAUCGACGGCAACGACCCUCCAACACCCAGUGACGCCAGCGAGCCCCUAGCGAAGGUAUAUAUCUCCCUCUCACUCGCCCAUCCUUCACCGCAGAACCCCAACCCACAGCCACACCACUGCUUUUACCCCAAGCGACUCCAGCGACGCCCAAAGACUCUUUCUAAUUCUCUCUCUCUCUCUCUCUCUCUCAUUACCUUUCUCUGUCUCUCACUCGCCCAUCCUCCACCGUUGAACCCCCCAUCCACCCCCAACCUAACCCUCCACCCACCCUACUCGAACCCAAAUAUUCAACCACCACCCCCAAAUUGCUUGGAGAUUUAAGCAAAAUCUUAUGACAGGCAUUUGUCUACCUUGCUGCCUUUUGCUUUUUAUUCUGGUUUAGUUGUUCCAUUGAUUCAUUUAUGGCUGAUGCUACAGUUCAAAAUGCUGAUUCUUGUUGCUAAGGUGGUAUUGUAAUGUUGUCCCUUGCUGACCAGUGCUUAUGGGCUACUCUGAUGCACUG